Messenger RNA from Anarrhichthys ocellatus (wolf-eel), 4265 nucleotides. Its product is annotated as DNA-directed RNA polymerase I subunit RPA1-like. NCBI's taxonomy places the organism in Eukaryota, Metazoa, Chordata, Actinopteri, Perciformes, Anarhichadidae. The transcript is spliced from 24 exons. Gene Ontology annotation, cellular component: RNA polymerase I complex. The record is from RefSeq and is a predicted model, not a curated record. Bases 244 to 3447 code for a protein of 1067 amino acids. Gene Ontology annotation, biological process: DNA-templated transcription. Gene Ontology annotation, molecular function: DNA binding.
UUCUAUCAACACGUAACAUCGAGCCAGCUUAGAUUUUAAUAUGGAAUCAGUCAUUUUAAGAGUACAGUAUGCGCAAAGUGUGUGUAAAAGCCUAGUCCUCUGCAUUUCUGUCUCCCCUCUAAUCUUACGCUUGGUCUGACGGUCCCACGUGCAGAACAGGAGCAACUUUACGUCGCAUGUGGUUCAACUGUACGCCAUGAAUUUAUAUCAAUAACCAGCCUAAAGUGUGGCUAAUUCUCCAAAAUGUUAUUUGAAAAAGACUUGCCAUGGCGGCAACUGGAGGGCAUGUCGUUUGGCAUGUACUCUGCCGAAGAGAUAAGGAAGCUGAGUGUGAAGGUGAUCACUAACUUCAGGCUCCUCGAUGGUGUUGGGAACGUGGCCCCGAACAGCCUGUACGAUCUGGCCCUCGGACCAGCAGACAACAAAGAGGUGUGUUCAACCUGCUGUCAGGACUUCAACAACUGUCCAGGACACCUGGGACAUGUAGAGCUACCUCUACCUGUGUACAACCCGCUGUUCUUUGAUAAACUCUACCUGUUUAUUCGUGGUUCCUGUCUUGCUUGUCACAUGUUAACGUGUCGUAGAGCUGCCAUCCACCUGCUGCUGAACCAGCUGAGGUUAUUGGGCCAUGGGGCCAUGCAGGAGGUCUACCAAAUAGAUCAAGUUCUCAACCAGCACCUGGAAGAGAAUCCCAAAGCCAGUGGAGAUGAGAUCCAGCUGGUGCUGAAGCAGUUUACAGACACGAUAGUUGGAGUGAACACUGAGGGUUCAGAAAACACCAAACCGAUCAAGCACCUUGUGGAAAAGAAGAACAGUUUGAUCAACGACUUCUGGAGGAUCCACAUGAAAUCUAGGAAGUGCCCUUACUGCAGGAGCGGCAAGAUUACAGUGCGCCGUGAACACAACAGUAAGCUGAUUGUCACAAUGCCAUCAGGAGUGCAGACCAGUGCCGACACUGAUGCAGACGAACUGAUGGCUGGAAGGAGAGUCUACCUGACGGCUAGCACUGCUAGAGAGCACAUCAACAAACUGUGGGGGAAAGAAGGCUUCUUCUUGAAGUGUCUGUUCGCUGGGCUGGAGGAGGGGACGAUGUCGAGGGAGGGAGAGGAAGGUUUCUAUCCAGAUCUCUUCUUCCUGGAGCUGAUGGUGGUCCCUCCGUGCAGGUAUCGUCCAAUUAAUCGACUGGGCGACCAGAUGUUUACAAACGGUCAGACGGUCAACAUGCAGGCCGUCAUGAAGGACUGUGGACUUAUAAGGAAACUUCUGGCUCUCAUAGCAGGGGAGAAAACUGUGCAGGAGGAGGAGGCUCCUGAACAGACGGAACAGACGGACCAGACGGAACAGAAGGACCAGACGGAACAGAAGGACCAGACGGAACAGACGGACCAGACGUUUUUGAUAAAUAUCCCCGGAGUGACUGUAACGGAUAAACUCUACAACAUCUGGGUGCGACUACAGACCCACGUCAACAUCGUCUUUGACAGCGACAUGGACAAAAUGCUGACGGAGAAAUACCCUGGAAUCAGACAGAUCUUGGAGAAGAAGGACGGAUUGUUCCGCAAACACAUGAUGGGGAAACGAGUGGACUACGCUGCACGAUCUGUCAUCUGUCCAGACAUGUACAUAGAGACCAACGAGAUUGGCCUACCCAUGGUGUUUGCCACCAAGCUGACCUAUCCGCAGCCCGUCACCCCGUGGAACGUGAAGGAGCUUCGUCAGGCCGUCCUCAACGGACCCAACGUCCACCCCGGUGCGUCCAUGGUGAUAAAUGAGGAUGGUAGGAAAACCAUCCUGUCGCCCACCAGCCUUGCACAGAGAGAAGCCGUUGCCAAGCAACUGCUGACGCCCUGUCCCGGUCCACAUACGAUGUCCAUGAAGAUAGUGAAGCGUCAUAUAAAGAACGGAGAUGUUUUGUUACUCAACAGACAGCCAACUCUGCACAGACCCUCCAUACAAGCCCACUGUGCACGCAUCUUACCAGGAGAGAAGGUACUAAGGCUCCACUAUGCCAACUGCAAGGCGUACAACGCUGACUUUGAUGGAGAUGAGAUGAACGCGCACUUCCCUCAAAGUGAGCUGGGCAGAGCAGAGGCCUACACGUUAGUCAGCACUGACCAGCAGUACCUCGUCCCCAAGGAUGGUAAACCUCUAGCGGGUCUGAUCCAGGACCACAUGGUGUCCGGUACGAGGAUGACGAUACGAGGCUGUUUCUUCACCCGAGUCCAGUACAUUGAGUUGGUGUACAGAGGACUCACUGACAAACCAGGCAGAGUUACACUGCUGCUGCCGGCCAUACUCAAACCACAGCAACUCUGGACAGGAAAGCAGGUGGUGUCGACGCUCCUGCUGAAUGUAAUCCCACAGAAUGCUGUGCCUCUCAACCUGAAUGGCAAAUCCAAAAUCCCCAGCAAAGCUUGGAUCCAAGUCCCACCACGAGCUGCUCCAGGAUACAACCCUGACAGCAUGUGUGACUCACGGGUGGUGAUUCGUCAGGGGGAGCUGUUGGUGGGGGUUCUGGACAAAGCCCACUACGGCUCGUCAGCCUACGGUCUGGUCCACUGCUGCUAUGAGCUGUACGGAGGGCAGACCAGUGGCAAGCUGCUCAGCUGUCUGGCUCGACUCUUCACUGCUUACCUGCAGCUGUACAGAGGCUUCACUUUGGGUGUGGAAGACAUCCUGGUGAAACCAGCCGCCAACAGGCAGAGGAAAAAAAUCAUUGAAGAAUCUCUGCAGAUUGGCACCAGAGCCCUCCAGGCAGCCUUCAACCUGCCCGCCAAUGUGGAUCAAGAUGAGGCCCGGAGCCGCUGGCAGGAUGCUCACCUCAACCCGGACCAGAAAGACUUCAGCAUGGCCGACCACAAGUUCAAAGAAGUGGCCAACCAAGUGAACAACCACAUCAACAAGGUGUGCAUGCCCGGCGGACUCCACACGUCUUUCCCAGACAACAACCUCCAACUGAUGGUCCAGUCAGGAGCCAAAGGAUCGACUGUAAACACCAUGCAGAUUUCAUGUCUACUGGGCCAGAUCGAGUUGGAGGGCCGCAGGCCUCCACUGAUGCCUUCUGGGAAGUCCUUGCCGUGCUUCCAGCCAUAUGACCCCGCCCCCAGUGCUGGGGGCUUCAUUUCUGGAAGGUUUCUCACGGGCAUCAAACCACAGGAGUUUUUCUUCCACUGUAUGGCCGGCAGAGAGGGACUGGUCGACACAGCUGUGAAAACAUCCAGAUCAGGAUACCUGCAGAGAUGUGUCAUAAAGCAUCUGGAGGGCCUGGUAGUGCAGUACGAUCUGACAGUGAGGGACAGUGAUGGCUCCGUGGUCCAGUUCCUGUACGGCGAAGACGGACUGGAUAUCCCCAAGACUCCGUUCCUGCAUCAAAAGCAGUUCCCUUUCAUAGAGGACAACUACGAGGUAAAAACAGAGCAAAGCGCAGGCACAGUGUUGUUUCUGUGAACGCGCCAUAAAUAAUUACACACACAUUAAUAAUGCUGAUGCUAUUUAAAUGCAUUUUGUCAUAUUUUUCUGUCUGUGUGUAAUGGGGGCAUCUGUUUUUGGAUUUCCUGGGAGCACCUUGAUAAGUGCAUGUUAUUAGGUCAAACAAUGAAAGCCUUCUGAUUACCUGGAACUGCAGCAGAGGUUUAAAACACGGCUGCACCUUUGGAAGUAGCUGUUGGCAGCUCCUGUAAUGUACCCAUGAAUGUACAGACAACCAUCACUGGAGUAUUUCGAUAAUGCAGUAAAAGUAUACUGCAGAAUAAGAAGCAUCUUUUUUUCUAUGAUUUCUAAGUUGAUUUCUGGAUGUUUAUUCACAUUGGUGUUUAUGGUUUCUUUGUCCUAAGUCAGAUGUAACAUGUAACUGGGGAAGAUGUGACACCGUUUUAAUAUAUGUACAUACAUUUUACAUUUGACAUGCACAAUGACACAUUGCAGAAGAUUAGAAUUUUUAAAAUGGGUAAAAAUGACCGUAGGCACCUGUUAAACCAGGUGUUGAGGUUUGAAUUAAACCCCGGCUACUGCGAUCAUUUGUUGGUUUUGGGCUUUUUGCAUGACACACUGACCGUAACAUAGUGGGUCAAGGUUAAACCACAGGCCACGUUCAACCACAGCUUGUGAGGAGUGUGAGAAAACACAUGAUUUCUGUUCGAGACAGCAGAGGUUUGAACACGACUUAAACCUUAAAGUGCAGCUCAGCCAAUGACGGAGCAACAGCUCCAUGAGGACUAGUCCACAGUCCACAAUAUAUCAGGAUAUACAGGUGCUGGUCAUAUAAU